UUUAUUGCCUUUCAAUUUUCUUGUUAAAUUUAAUUUUGUUCAACAAAGCAAAUUAAUUGAGAGCAACAUUGAACUAUUAAGAUUCGUGUCACUCCUAAUAUUAAUCAAAAUCUAAUUGAUUAUCUAUUUGACUUCAAUGGAUUAAACCAGCUGAUCUUUAACUUUCUCUCUUUAGCUUUAACGCUCAUAACAAAUUUAAUGGUUUAUAUAAUCAAGUGGUCAUUACAAUUUUUGACUUUAAUUGUGUCGAUUAUUCGAAAAUAAACCGGUCCAAUGUUCGUCCGUGAACCAAUAGUGUGUUCAAUAAGAUACUCGAUAAUAUUGAAACAGUAAUCUCAUUAAUAGAAAGUGGUAAAUAGCCGUAAGCUAGUUGAUCAGCAACCUGUGUAAGCGCUUUGAAACCGGUUCGGAUGACGAAAAUAAACUUGGUAAUCAACAUAAUCAACCUGAGUUUUCUGCUAUUCCAACUUGUCCCCUGUUGACGGUUACGAUCUGUUGCCUCUUCAAGUUUCUUCCUCUCAUCAUAAUCAAAUCACUAUCUCUCUCACUCACCGUAAACUUACCUUAAAACUCAUAGUCUGAUCUUUUCAAUACAAGUUCAAACUUUGAUCAGUUCAGUUCAACUCUUUCACUUUAAAUUAUCUUUCACAGUUAUCUUGUCAUUUGCAAUUCUCGCUAUUCAAUACUAACUUGUGUGUGUCAACUGUCACCUGUGAUAAUCUUUAUACAAAAAUGGUUCCUGAUCUACUCACCUCUGAAUCCGAAGUGAUUAAAUUUUACAAUGGGAAAAGUGUCUUUAUCACUGGAGCUUCUGGUUUCAUCGGAAAGGCUGUGAUUUAUAAAUUAUUGAAAGUCUGCCCUGACAUUGGCAACAUUUACAUUUUAUUAAGAGGGAAGCGUGGACUUACAAGUGACCAACGAGUGGUCAAAGUAUUGGAAAAUAAUUGUUUUGAUGAAUUUCGCACAACAAACCCUGAUUUGUUGAAAAAAAUUAAACCCAUUGCCGGUGAUAUCUGUUUAGAUGGACUAGGAAUUUCUCAGGAAAAACUUGAAUUGUUGCAAAGUGAAGUGUCAGUGGUUAUUCAUUCAGCAGCAACUGUUAGGUUCAAUGAAAUAUUGAGAGAGGCCGUAAAUAUCAAUAUACUGGGAACUCGUCGCAUGUUGACAUUGGCCAAAUCUUUACCUAAAAUUGAGGCUUUUGUCCAUGUCUCAACCAGCUAUGGUAACUGUAACCUUAAAUCCAUAGAUGAAAAAGUCUAUCCACAAAAAAUCAGUCCUCAACACUUGAUUGAUCUAGUUGAGUGGAUGUCAGAUGAUAUUAUUGAGGAUAUUUUACCCAAGCUUUUAGAUGGUCGACCAAAUACUUAUACUUUAACCAAAUCAUUGGCUGAAACACUGAUUACUGAAGAGUCUGGUAAUUUACCGAUUGCCAUACUGCGACCAUCGAUAGUAACUUCAGCUUUCCAGGAACCUUUUACGGGAUGGAUUGACAAUAUUAACAAUGUUGCUGGAAUCUCAUUUGCUAUUCUUAAGGGAAUGGUUCGUACUAUGAUUGGAAAUCCUGAUGCAUUGUUUGAUUUGAUUCCUGUUGAUAUGGUUGUUAAUAUGAUCAUUGUAACUGCUUGGAGUUUAGUCAACCAGCCAAUCAAUCCAAUUCCGAUUAUCCAUUGUACUUCAGGAGCUCAAAAUCCAUUGACAAUUAGAAACUUUGCUCGUUACCUUAUUGACUCUAUCCAAUUAUAUCCUGAUCCAAUGGCUGUUCGAGCUCCACAAUUUGUAUUGACUGGAUCAAGUAUGCUUAAAAAUUGGAUACAAAUCGUUGACCAAUACCUUCCCUGUGUCUUUCUGGAUGGUGUCCUUUGUUUACGUGGAGACAAACCAAUGUUGGUGAAAAGCUGCUCAAAGCUAAACAAGGUGGUUUCAUCGUUUGAAUUUUUCACAUCUAAUGGAUGGUCUUUCGAGUCAACAAACAUGAUUAAGCUGCAAAAAAGUCUCAAUCCAAUCGAUCAAAAGAUAUUUUAUUUUGAUGUUAAGCCAAUUGAUUGGCCAUCCUAUUGUGAUCAAAUAAUCAUUGGUCUGAGGAAAUAUGCAUUAAAGGAUAAACUCACAAUAAGUGAUGCUAGGAGCAAAAAUCAAAGGAAACUCUUAUUGGAAAGAGCAUGUAAGAUAACAAUCAGUGCGAUUUGCUUGACUUUCUUCGCGAAAAGUUCAGUCGAUUUUCUUUACUACUUUAAUUAACUGUUCUUGGAAUGGAUCAAAAACACAUUUUGUAUAUUAUAAUAUAUUAUUAGUAAAUCUGUUUGACUUCUUUCUGAGUUCAUCAAGAUAUCUGUCUAACUUGUUAACUAUGAAAGGACGUUUCCUCAUAUAAUGUAAAAAUAAAGGUUGAAUGUCGAUCGAUUAAUUUGAUCAUCUUUGUUAUCGCCUAUUCACCAGUGGCAAUUAAUGUAUAUUCAAGGUGAAGUUUGCUCAACACACAAAUGGAAUCAACCUAAAAAUAAUUUUGAUCACUUUAUGAAUCCAAGAACCUGAUCAAAUUGGAUGUAAAAAGACGCAUAAACAAUUAUUAAGAAUUAUUAAUAUUAAAAUUAAAACUUUCCCUGAUUACAAUAAGGGUAACAACAUGAUAA
This is a messenger RNA of Tetranychus urticae (two-spotted spider mite), 2630 nucleotides long. RefSeq names its product fatty acyl-CoA reductase 1. Gene Ontology annotation, biological process: long-chain fatty-acyl-CoA metabolic process. Gene Ontology annotation, molecular function: alcohol-forming very long-chain fatty acyl-CoA reductase (NADP+) activity. The record is from RefSeq and is a predicted model, not a curated record. Gene Ontology annotation, cellular component: peroxisome. NCBI's taxonomy places the organism in Eukaryota, Metazoa, Arthropoda, Arachnida, Trombidiformes, Tetranychidae.